Messenger RNA from Octopus bimaculoides (California two-spot octopus), 2979 nucleotides. Its product is annotated as putative cardiolipin synthase (CMP-forming). Gene Ontology annotation, biological process: cardiolipin biosynthetic process. The record is from RefSeq and is a predicted model, not a curated record. Gene Ontology annotation, molecular function: cardiolipin synthase (CMP-forming) activity. Gene Ontology annotation, cellular component: membrane; mitochondrion. Lineage: Eukaryota; Metazoa; Mollusca; Cephalopoda; Octopoda; Octopodidae.
UCAAUACAAACAUAGAGGUCAAUGAUUUAUUUGGGUUGAUCAUGUGGCCUGUUACUGUUUCUAUGUAGUUUCCCCGGCGUGUUGACUUGUCUGAAGUGCGCAGCGCGGAAACUCUAGAUCACCGGUUAGUUUGAGAAGUACCAUACACGAAACUCUCCGUAGCAUCUGCUGACUUAAAAUAAUAUAAAAAGAUGCAUAUAUUCAUGUUCCCAAUCACAUGGAUCGGAGUUCAGUCAUUGGGAAAACAUUGGAUUAGGGGAUAGGAAAAUAUUUACAGGAUUUCUCUUGCUUAUGGUGCAGUGCUGUUGUUGAUGAUUUUUGGUCAGAACUCAAGCUUGAUUGAGUAGACCUGUGAUCAGUGGCAUUCCAACCAUGACCAUUCUGUCAGUUCAAAGGCAUCUGGGGCUACAUUAUCUGAAGUGUUCUUCAUUGUUUCAAGGCAGCAGGAUUUGAUCUAAGGAAAGUUUUGCUGCUAUAUCUAACAAGUCGAUUGACAGUGUACAAGCUCCUAUUCUGACUCUAUAUAAUUCCUUUGUGCCACUCACACAGGAUCCACUUACUUUCCAUAUAUUAUGCCAUCACCCUCACCUCAUCACUUAACUCUUCCAAUUCAUCUUAUCUAUGAAUAGUUAGCUCCAUUGGACCACUUGUGCCCUGUUCACUCUACCUCCGCCCCCUCCUGUACUGCCUCUCAUCACUCCAUGUCACUGUCUGCUAGCAUAUUUGUUCCUUUUCUCCGAGACAUAUUGGGCCUCUGUCAUAGCUCUACCCUGUGGGUUAUGAAGACUUAUGUUAUUUCCCUGUCAUCUCAGUUAUAUUGCUUUGAAUAUUUGUGCCUAUCUCAGAAUACUGAGUACUCUUAUUGCUUACCCUGUUAUCACACAUCUCUCUCAUCUCUAUUAUGCACGCCUAACUCAUGCUUCUCAUUCUGCAAGAGGAAGACAAAUGAGCAGUGAUGUAAGGUCGUGAGGUCCUUUUAGUUAUGAUGAGGACAUGGCUAACUCUCUAGUGCUGGUAUUAUGAAAAACACAGCCAGUACAUUGGGAAGUGUGAGGUUGUGAGGACUUUUUAGCUUUGUCGGGGAUAUUACAGCUUUCUAGUGCUGGUGGAACAAAAAAAAAGCACCCAAUAUACCCAAUAAUAGUGAUAAUAGUAGUAGUAGUUUUGGAUGUAAGGAUAUACAGUGCCCCGAGGUCAAAUGUAGUUAAUUUUACUACAGUCUCUCUCUUUUAAAAUGUUAUCUAUUCUAAGAAGUGUGGCAUAAGCUUUGAUAAGGAUAGGGUUGGUGACAGGAAAUGCAUCCAAGCAUAGAAUCUGCCUCAAUAAGUCUCAUCCAACCUAUGUCAAUAUAGAGAAAGCAGAUGAUGACAAUAAUGGCAGUUGUAAUAAAGAAGAAGAAAGAAGAUAUCCAGACCAUCCCAAAUUUGCUGACAUGUUGCCGAAUGGGUGCUGCUCCCAUUUUGAGUUAUUUAGUUCUUCACAGUCACUUCUCUUGGGCACUUGGCCUUUUUGUCUGUGCCGGCAUUACAGAUUUGUUGGAUGGUUAUAUUGCUCGCAACUUUGCCAACCAAAAGUCCAUGCUAGGAACUGCAUUGGAUCCUUUGGCUGAUAAAAUACUGGUCAGCUUUUUGACAAUUUCUCUUGCUGCUGUUGAUCUCUUACCAAUUCCUCUUUUACUUGUGAUUGUUGGACGCGAUAUCGGUUUGAUUGGUGUCAGCUUCUAUAUCCGCUACAUCUCACUUCCACCACCGAAAACACUCAAGCGGUAUUUUGAUGUAACAUAUGCUACAGCACAGUUAAACCCAACACUGUUAAGCAAGGUCAACACUGGAAUCCAGUUAACUCUUUUAGCUGCCUGUCUAGCAGCACCUGUCAUGGGUUUUGUUGAUCACAUCUAUCUCCAGGCUCUCUGGUAUCUCACUGCAACGACAACAAUUCUUUCUGGCUUUGGAUAUAUUCUUGCCCGCAAGGAUGUUGUGAAAUUUCUAGAUGAGGAUUUAUCAUCAAUGAAUUCAAAGAAAUAAUUUCUUGUGUAGAUUAUAUAAUAUAUUAUAUAAUAUGCAGAUGUAUGUGUGUGUGUGUGUGUGUACAUUAUGCCAUUCUGUACUCUGGAGUUUAUCCAUUUGCAUAUGUUAGCAGCCAACACUAUUUGUAAUAGACAACAGACAGAUACAAAAACCUUGUCUCUGUAUACAAUAUAUUCAUGGACAGAAACACCUUAUAUAUAUAUAUAUAUAUAUAUAUAUAUAUAUAUAGAUAUAGAUAUAGAUAGAUAGAUAGAUGUGGUGUGAAUGAAAUUUUGAGAACGUAAAAGUAGAUAAAGAGAAGAGGAUAGAUGUGUAUGUUAAAAAUGGUCAAAAGGAAUAGGUGAGGAAAGAAGUAAGAAAGAAAGAGGAAGAGAAAAUGAAAAAAGGAGUGUUAGAUGGUGGUCAAGAUAUUAUAAGCGGGGUGGGAGAGGAGUAGAGGAGGGAUAGGAAGAGAUAAUGUAAGGAAGGAAUAUGUGUGAGGAGUAGGAGGUGGGGUGAUAUGUUUGAAAGGCACUAAGGUGGAGGGAUGGGUACAGAAAAUGGUAUAGGGAGAGUAAGCUUUCUAUGAAGAUGGGAAAAUCCAACAUUUUGGACAGUCCUUCUGAGUUAGAAAAACUGACUGCAACUGAUAAGGAAUGCAGGACUAUGGGAGCUUCAAAUGUGAACAGGAACUGCUAAGAGAGAGAAACAGGGUGAGAGAGUUAGAAGGAAAGAGGAAUGGAACGAAGAGGAAAAGUGGUUGAAGUCGAGAGUGAGGUGACUGGAAAAGAUGAGGUGAAAGGAGAGUUGGGAAAUAAGAAAGGGUUUAAUGAACUAAGAGGUGUAGGAGUAGCAAAACUAUUGGAUUUUCAUGGCAAGUUCACUCUACACUUUUUUACCUAUUUUACUAAAUCAUACUUGUCUUGCUGAUGCAGACCAACACAAGUCUCCUUGGAGUGUACUCAAAUUCAUA